Messenger RNA from Nicotiana attenuata, 1020 nucleotides. RefSeq lists its product as uncharacterized. The transcript has a single exon. NCBI's taxonomy places the organism in Eukaryota, Viridiplantae, Streptophyta, Magnoliopsida, Solanales, Solanaceae. Bases 184 to 657 code for a protein of 157 amino acids. The record is from RefSeq and is a predicted model, not a curated record.
UCUCUAUCUACUGCUAAUUCCGUGUCCAUUUACUAUCUUUCAUUGCGACAUCCAGUCGGCCCCUUUCCCUUUCUUCAACUCCAUUUUCCUUUCCUGGAAACCCACUUUCCAUUUCCCUAAAAAUCAAAUCCAAACCCAUAAUAACCCGUUUCAACUUUCAGUACUCUUCUCAACAAACAUUCAAUGGAUAAAAUGCUAAGUGUGCAUUCAAAAAAGGGAAACAAAGAGUCUAAAAAUACCAAGAAAAAGCCAGUGAAAGUUGUGUAUAUUGCAAACCCUAUGAAGGUGAACACUAGUGCAGCAGAGUUCAGAGCUUUAGUCCAAGAACUCACUGGACAAGAUGCUAAGUACCCAAUGAUGGAAAGUAGCUGUGUCGGCACGGAAUGCGACAAAAAUAGUAAAUUCAAAAAGGAUUUUUAUUCAAAAAGGGAAAUGACAGUAACUGACAAAGAUAAAGUUGUACAUGAAGAUCAUCAUCAUCAUCAUCAUGUUGUGGAUGAAGUAGCUAAUAAUGUGCAUAAUCCUAAUAGUGAAGCAGCAAUGACCGAUAAUUCGGAUCUUUCGUUCGAGGAUUAUGGUGGUGGUGGAGAAGAUUUUGUGCCAGAGUUGCUGGACAAUUUCCCAGGGUUGAUGGCUUCAAACUUGUGGUAUGACUAAAUGAAAUGAAACUUAGUUUGUUUCUUCUAGUUCUAGUUAAAAAAAAAAAAAAAAAACUAAAAGGUCAAAUAGCUAUAGAUAGUUCUUGGCUAUGCCUAUAUGUAUAUUCUGCUUUUAUAGUACUUAAAUAAUUAGGUGAUAUAUAUAUAUAUAUGCAAGUAGCUCUAGCCAUGUACAACUUGCUUGAUACUACUUUUGUAUUUAGUGGCUAGCUAGUCCUGCAACUUGGAGAUAAAAGUAAUUGGUUCAGUACUAACUGUACAACUCAUCAUUCAAGAUCUACCUUAAGUUAGCAAAAACUAAAGGUUUCUCUUAAUGUAAUAAAGUCAAUAUUUUUUAAUGCUAAGAAUAAAGUUUCAUUUC